AUGACAGAUAAACCGACCGAACAACCGACCGAACAACCGACCGAUCAACCGUCCGACAUGCCGACUGACCAAAAGACAGGACAGGCGAGCGACAAACAGGAAGAUCAACGGACCGAGCAACCAAUUGUCCACACAUUCUACCAUCCGACCCUGACUCUCAUGAGCCUGAAUUUGGCAGGUCUCAAAUUUCCCUCUCCACCCUAUUCAGCAGAUCGUCACUUGGACUGUUCAUCCGACCGAGUGUUGUCUGGCCCAUUCACUUGUCUCUUCUGCCGCCUGUCUCGCUCCUCCGCCACCCCGGUACAGGUGCACACUCAGGCUGGCAUGGGCGCCUCUGCAGACUCGCACGAGAACAGACACCCGCCGAGCGAGAAACGAAAACACACGCUCUACCACAAACCGGCCUUAGGCGAGCCCGGCCGACCGAAAUGGAUGUACCUCCCGACGACUGGAGACCAGCGGCCAGCCAUUUUGCAAUAA
Messenger RNA from Protopolystoma xenopodis, 480 nucleotides. Lineage: Eukaryota; Metazoa; Platyhelminthes; Monogenea; Polystomatidea; Polystomatidae. The record is from the annotation of a GenBank genome assembly.